Molecule: messenger RNA, 1302 nt
Organism: Chenopodium quinoa (quinoa)
Lineage: Eukaryota; Viridiplantae; Streptophyta; Magnoliopsida; Caryophyllales; Amaranthaceae
Product: mitochondrial outer membrane protein porin of 36 kDa-like
Exons: 6
Coding region: 128-958 (276 amino acids)
Biological process (GO): monoatomic anion transmembrane transport
Cellular component (GO): mitochondrial outer membrane
Molecular function (GO): voltage-gated monoatomic anion channel activity
Source: RefSeq, a predicted model, not a curated record
AGAGGUAGCGCAUUCAUAAUAUUCUUUGAUUCUCUCAUUUUUCAUUUCUUCCUCCUUUUCCAUUUCUCUCUCUUCCACCCCAAAACCCUCAUUUUCUCUCUCUUCUAAGCUUUGACAAUCUUCAAAUAUGGUGAAGGGUCCUGGACUUUACUCUGACAUCGGCAAAAAAGCUAGAGAUCUUCUGUAUAGGGAUUAUCAGAGUGACCAUAAGUUCACACUCACCACUUACACCGCCAAUGGAGUUGCUAUUACUUCUACUGGGACAAAGAAGGGUGAGUUGUUUUUGGCUGAUGUGAGCACCAAGCUGGUAAACAAAAAUAUUACCACAGACGUGAAAGUUGAUACCAACUCCAAUCUUUUCACCACAAUUACUGUUGAUGAGCCUGCCCCUGGCUUGAAGGCUAUUUUCAGCUUUCGUGUUCCUGAUCAGAGAUCUGGCAAGGUUGAACUCCAGUAUUUGCAUGAGUAUGCUGGUAUCAGCACGAGCCUUGGUUUGACAGCAAACCCCAUUGUUAACUUUUCGGGUGUUAUUGGAAACAGUACUCUUUCUUUGGGUACUGACCUUUCAUUUGACACUACUUCUGGAAAUUUCACCAAGUGCAAUGCUGGAGUGAGCUUUACCAAUGAAGAUCUCAUUGCAUCCGUGAACUUGAAUGACAAACUGGACAUCUUGAAUGCUUCAUACUAUCAUACUGUUAGUCCAUUGACCAACACAGCUGUUGGUGCAGAGCUGAACCACAGUUUCUCAAGUAAUGAAAAUACACUCACCAUUGGUACUCAACAUGCAUUGGACCCAUUGACUUCAGUCAAGGCUCGUGUUAACAACUAUGGAAAGGCAAGUGCCCUUAUCCAGCACGAAUGGCGCCCCAGAUCAAUUGUCACUCUCUCUGGUGAGGUCGACACAAGUGCCAUUGAAAAGAGUGCUAAACUUGGAUUGGGCUUGGUUUUGAAGCCUUGAAAAGUGCCUGAUGAUCUUGAUAGUUUCAGUUGAGAUGAUCUUGAUGGUUUCUGUUUGGGAAAAUAAUUAGGCGAAGACUUGUAGUGAACUUUUUGUUUGGAAUGUAUUCAUGGGUUUGUUGACUUGCGUCAUUUUGGUGGUCAAUUGUAAAAAAUAAUUCUAGCUGGUGGCGUACCAGUUGCCUUUUGUUUCCAGCCCUUGGUCUAUGGAUUCUUUAAUCUCUGACUCGAUGAGAUUUUAUGAGCCAGGUUUCACUGAUGAGAUUUUUUUUUGCAAGUAUAUGACUUUUUCCCCCCUGUAUUAUUUCUUUACCUAUUUUAAUUUCCAUCCCAUAUCUUCUCUUC